Cavia porcellus (domestic guinea pig) is the source of this 5323-nucleotide messenger RNA. It is a transcript of the gene Znf436, whose product is annotated as zinc finger protein 436. Lineage: Eukaryota; Metazoa; Chordata; Mammalia; Rodentia; Caviidae. Gene Ontology annotation, biological process: regulation of transcription by RNA polymerase II. Gene Ontology annotation, molecular function: DNA-binding transcription factor activity, RNA polymerase II-specific; RNA polymerase II cis-regulatory region sequence-specific DNA binding. The transcript is spliced from 3 exons. The record is from RefSeq and is a predicted model, not a curated record. Gene Ontology annotation, cellular component: transcription regulator complex; chromatin; PcG protein complex. Bases 1520 to 2878 code for a protein of 452 amino acids.
UUGGCUUCCAACCUUCACAAAUGACUGCUCACAUCCUGAGGACUCUUCCAGCUCAGUCCCUUACAGGCCCUGGGUCUGUUCCGUGCCGGAGGCUUCCUGGAACCCUUUUGGCAGACAGGCCCUUGGGGAUAACAAGGACUGCCAUCCGUGGGGUCUGGCUAUUUCCUUACACGCUCCACCCGCACGCUGAUUUACUUCAAGGUUUCUUUCCUCCGAGGGGCGCAAUUCAGUCCCCCUUUCAAGGGGAACUGUCUUUAGACGUGAUCUGAUACCCCUACAGGGUUAACAGCAACCAAGAUCGGAGACCCGGCUCUGGCUGCGGACCACACUCACGCGCAGCACGGGUGGCGCGGCGCAUGCUGGGGAUUGUAGUCUGCCGGUAGAAUACAACUGCCGCGGAAGCUCCUGGGAGCUGUAGUCCGUGCGCAGACUGCUAUAGCCGGAGGAGUGGCUGGGAGAUGCAGGGCGUGGGCGGAGCCCAAAGUUGAAGCGCGGCGGCAUCUCACUCCCCGGGGGAGUGGGCGGCUGCCACUUUUCCCUUUGGCCUGGGCUGUCAAAUAAGAGCUAAUCUCAGCAAAUCUCUGCGAAGGUCAUCACCUAAAUUAAGUCUGACAUCACGGAUUAUAACAGCCGACUCAAGAGACGCUUUGUAGAAAUAUGAGGAAAACUAGGGCUACCUCCCUUGCUUAAUCCGGCUGUGGUCUCCAAGGGAAAAAAAAGCGGGAGAUUCUCCGCCUUGGCUUGGAGGACGUCCUUCUUUAUUCGCCCUUUUGUUCUUUUCCCUCCUCACCCUGGCCUCUGACUGGCUUUUGUACGCGGGAGUGGAACUUCAACUCCCGGCAAGCCACCGGGCAGGCGCAGGCGUGGUAGGGGUGGCCGGACACGCUGGAGGAGGCGGGCGGAGUGUUCUGCGUCUGAUUGAUACAGUGUUGUGCGAGUUUAGCAAGCUGAUUGGCUGACGCAGCUGCCGGAAAGGACUCAGCCUCGAGAUGGAAGAGCAGAGGCGUUCUGUGGGCUGGGUUGAGAGCCUCCUCCCUGAGACAGCGUCGGGCUGACCCCCGGCCCUGGAGGGAUCCAGCUUGGGAGCUGUCCUAGUCGAUUCUGGCAUUAUCUCCUUUGCAUGGUGCGGAGACCCAGAGGACCCGUCACAUUUGGGGUCGGGGAAUCAGCUGGGAGAGUGACCUGGCCCCACUGCAGGGCCCUCCCCGCCCGUCUUGCGGCCAGAACUCCUGCCCUGGGGAGUGGGCAGGGCCUGUUUCCCGUUCCUCACGCCCUGCUUUUCGACUCCUUCAGCGCUGCCUGCUAGCUGCUUUUCCUGCUGUGCCAGGAGCGAACUCUUGUGUCAGAGAUGGCAGCCACCCUGCUCAUGGCUGGGUCUCAGAUGAGACUUAAAGCCUUUGCCUCCUCAACAUUUCUAACCAUGUCUGUAAUUUCAAGAAGAAAGACUGGUACUAACCACCUAGCUACCGAGUAGUGAGGAAGCAUUGUGUGAUUUCAGGCACCUGUGACAUUUGAAGAUAUGGCCAUGUACCUCACCCGGGAAGAAUGGAGACCUCUGGAUCCCACACAGAGGGACCUUUACCGAGACGUUAUGCAGGAGAAUUAUGGAAAUGUUGUCUCAUUAGAUUUCGAAAUCAGGAGUGAGAAUGAAGUGAAUUCAAAGCAAGAGAUUAGUGAAGAUGUAAAAUUUGGGACCACAUCUGAAACACCUAGUGGGAAUGUUGAAGAAAAUCCUGACAGUGAAGAGACCUUUGAAAGUGGAGACCAGUCAGAAAGACAGUGGGGAGAUCUGACUGCAGAAGAGUGGGUAAGCUAUCCUCUCCAACAAGUUACUGAUCUUCUCGUCCACAAAGAAGCCCACACGGGCAUUCGAUAUCACAUAUGCUCUCACUGUGGGAAGGCCUUCAGUCAGAUCUCAGACCUCAACAGACACCAGAAAACCCAUACGGGAGAUAGACCCUAUAAAUGCUAUGAAUGUGGAAAGGGCUUCAGUCGUAGCUCUCACCUCAUUCAGCACCAGAGAACACACACCGGGGAGAGGCCAUAUGACUGCAACGAGUGUGGGAAAAGUUUUGGAAGAAGCUCCCACCUCAUCCAGCACCAGACAAUCCACACUGGCGAGAAGCCCCACAAAUGUAAUGAGUGUGGGAAAAGUUUCUGCCGGCUCUCUCACCUAAUUCAGCACCAACGGACCCACAGUGGAGAGAAACCAUAUGAGUGUGAUGAGUGUGGGAAAAGCUUCAGCCGGAGCUCUCACCUAGCUCAGCACCAGCGAACACACACAGGUGAGAAGCCUUAUGAGUGUAAUGAAUGUGGCCGAGGCUUCAGUGAGAGGUCUGAUCUUAUCAAACACUACCGAGUGCAUACAGGUGAGAGACCCUACAAGUGUGAUGAGUGUGGGAAGAAUUUCAGUCAGAACUCUGACCUCGUGCGGCACCGCAGAGCCCAUACGGGAGAAAAGCCUUACCACUGUAACGAGUGUGGGGAGAACUUCAGCCGCAUCUCACACUUGGUUCAGCAUCAGAGGACCCACACUGGAGAGAAGCCAUAUGAAUGCAAUGCUUGUGGGAAAAGCUUCAGCCGAAGCUCUCAUCUCAUCACACACCAGAAAAUUCACACUGGGGAGAAGCCCUACGAGUGUAACGAGUGUUGGCGAAGCUUUGGCGAAAGGUCAGAUCUAAUUAAGCACCAGAGAACCCACACAGGAGAGAAACCCUAUGAGUGUGUGCAGUGUGGAAAAGGGUUUACCCAGAGCUCCAACCUCAUCACACACCAAAGGGUCCACACAGGAGAGAAGCCUUAUGAAUGUACCGAGUGCGAGAAGAGUUUCAGCCGGAGCUCAGCCCUCAUUAAACAUAAGAGAGUUCACACUGACUAAGGCUUGUAAUUAUGGUGACUAAGAAAUGAUUCACUUGAAGGUACAAUUUUAUUUGAUAUCAGUGAGCUUCCUUAUAACAGGACUUCUUUUACCCUGCUGACCUAGUUGUGAGUCACAAUUUCAAACAUCAAAGAAGACAAUCCUUUUGAAAUUCUGACCCACUUCCUCCAAAAUAAUAAUUUUUGUUCACCCAAUAUCAAUGGAUUACUUUAUCGAAUCAGCCCACAAGUAGUUGGAAAUCUGAAGAUCAGGGGACAAAUGCUGGUGCGUGCUCAGGCAUUGACAUGGAGUAAAUCUUUAAAAGUUAUUUCUCCCAGCCUUGGCCCCAGAAGCUCCGCUAGGAGAACUGCAAUAGGAAGAGGCAACCAGACUUUGCCUGAUUUGUCACACUUAGUCACACACCAUAGUAUUGGGCACACACACUUCCACUACAAAAAGCUUUUUCCUUGAGUUAGUUACUCACACAUUUGUGUCUUUGUAUCUUCCUGAGAGCAGGAUUCUGCAUGAUGAAGGCAAUGAUCCUAACUUUUCUGCUUCUCGUUAUUUCUACUAAACUUGUUUAAAAUUUGCAUCUUUGUGAAAGCUAACUGAAGAUACAGUGUGGAAGGAAAAAUGAGACACAUGUUUGAGGACCAAGGACCCUUGAUGGUAGUGACUUUAGCAAGAGAUGCCCAUUGCUGUUACUGUCAUUAAUCAGGUUUAUGAAACUGAAGGGAACAUUGUAGGGAAAAUAUCUGCAAGACAAGAUAGGACCAUACUUGAUACUGGAGUGAAAGGAGCAAGUGGAAUUGACACCUUUGGGGAAGAAAAGACAGUCCUUUCCCAAAGGACCUGGGUCACUUUGGUGUUUGUUCCACUCUAAUCUUUAAGAUUUAUUCUCCCUAUACUGCUAACUAGGAUUUGAUAGAGCCACAUCGCAGUUUUUAAUCUUAGCUUGUGUAAGGGCAUGUAUAUGUACAGUGAAAUGUGUAUUCUUUUGGUUUUUUUAAUAGCAGAAAAUGAAUUCACAAAGCAUAAGCAUGUUCUUGGAUGAUAUGGAUCAUGUGAACUAACCGACAUAACUCCGUUAUGAGAAAUGUCUCUUUUUUCCAUUUGUUACGGGGAAAAAAUGUAAACACUAGUGCUUGAGUGUGUGCUGUGUUAUAAGGUGUUGUCUUUGUAUAGACUAAGUACUUGUUUGUAUGCAUCCAUCAACUGUGAAUGAUAAUGACUGGACAAAUAGGUUGAUCAUCCUAUUCGCAGACUGAAUUGUGUUUUACGACAAUGAAUUCAUUGGCAUGAUCAAUGGGAAUUGAUAAACCCAGGUAGGAAGGUAUUUCCAUCCUUCCAGCCUACAGAUAUAAGUGGUUGAAAUAACUGACCCAGUCUCAGCCUCAUAAUGUCAGUUCUCAUUUCGAUUUGAGUAGGAAUUAAUAUAUAUUUCAAACGUGUUUAUUCCAGCCUGAAGGGAUGGGAAGGAAUGGGUGGGUGCUGAGGAGCUGAGACUGAAGUAAGGAAUCGAUUUUCUUUUGAAAGUGUCCCGAAUAUAAUCUACUGUGCUUUAUUGUGAAUAUUGUAAUAUUUUAAAACUGUCAUUUUUUCCAUAGCUCUUUGGAAUCUGGUGGUGAAGAAGCCAGUGGUAUCUCUUCAGUAGUAUAGCAUAGUGAGUUAUUAUAACCCACACCUGGGUGAGACUGUCUCACCUGCAAAUGACACAACCUCAAAAGAAACAAAACAACAAAAAAAAACCACUCCAGGGAGGUUUCCUCGUAGUGCCCUCCUAUUUAAAUACACGCUUGGGGCUGGGAGCAUCCUUUGUAUUCUAUACAAAAUCUAGCUGACCGUGGGUAUUCAUAUGUGAGUUACCGGGUGGCGUAUAUGUUCUUGGUAACUAAACUCAAAUUCCUCUUCUGUGUCAGUGGUGCUGACAGUUUCCAUGAAUUGCAACAUUUUCCUAAUGCUUCUCUGAGCCACUACAAGCGUCAGUUUGGGAGAGGCAACGGAAGUCAUGCCUGUGACCUGAAUGUGCUUCACCCCCUUUUCUUCUGCUGCUUUUUGUCCCAUCCCAAUCUUUUUGGCUUCUUAGAGGUGAGGGGGAAGAGACUUCUGAGUCCCCCACCCCCAUCUUUCCAUGCAUGUACCCUCCAGCUGGGAAAAAGGCUACACCUGCUCUGUCUUCUCUUUCUGCCGAUUGCUGCCCCUUUGGUAUGCUGAACCUCGUGUGGAAGUCCCGCAGCAGAGGUUCUUGCUGAUGGUUUUUGCAUGCCUUCUGCUCCCAAGUCCUUGGUUGCUUCUGCACAUACCCCAAGCAGUCUGUGCCUGUUUCCUGUGGUUGUGGAGAGCGGAUGAACACGUGAGUCUAUACAGCAGUUUUCCCUAUGGUAUUGGUCACAGUUAUCCUAGUGUCUAACUAUAUCUGUAUUAUUCUAACAAUAUUCUCUGAUUAAAAGUAUUAUUUUAAAAUCA